Molecule: messenger RNA, 1164 nt
Organism: Grosmannia clavigera kw1407
Lineage: Eukaryota; Fungi; Ascomycota; Sordariomycetes; Ophiostomatales; Ophiostomataceae
Exons: 1
Coding region: 1-1164 (387 amino acids)
Source: RefSeq, a predicted model, not a curated record
AUGGCGACCGAGUCAAAAGUGAAAGCAGCUGCGCGGUCCUAUGAGGACGAGCUGGACACAUAUCCUCUUCCCCAGGUCAUGUCUGAUCUCGACACAAGAUACCCGGGUCAGAGCACGAACUCGGGGCUAGCACAACGGGCUCCAGCCGGGACGCCCCUGUCCGUGACGAGAUUCACACCACCACAGAAAAGCAGCGGCAGCCACAGCGGAGCAAUAGCGGAAAACCUACUGGUGGUGGGCAUUCCGGCCACCCCGAAAGCACCGGUGCCGCUCACUGCGACAGGUCGAAGUCCCUUUACAGUAUCGAUUCCGCCGCUGUCAGCAGAACGCCUCAGAGAAUUACCGAAACCGUCGUCGCCUGUAGUUGCCGUGGGCCGCCGCACUAACACGGUGGACAACAAUAACUCCCGCAUACGAGGCGGCCGGCCCAAGGGCUGGAGGCCGGGCAUGUCAUAUAGAGAGGUGGCGCUGCGCAAUCUGGGUGUUGACGGUGACGCGACCUCAACCGUGCUCCUCACGCCACAGAAGAAGUCGAAAGACCCAGCACACCGAAUGCCGAGACAGCGCAGGAUCGCGGGCAGCCAGAAGCCGAACUACGUGCUGAAGCGGAAAGGACGGCCACCGCUGCUGUCGAUCGAGGCGGUGCAGCGGUCCAUCUUUCUCAACAGCAAGGCGGUCUUCAGGCCCUUUCUGUGCGAGUGGGCCGGGUGCCGGGCUGAGCUGCAAAACAUGGCGACGCUGCGAAAGCACGUGGUCGUAGUCCAUGGGCGGGCAGCUAAGUGCUGCUGGCGGAAGUGUGCGGAACGGACGAUGCCGCCGGCCUUACCUACGACUGGAGCAGGUGGCGAGGGCGAGACCCUGAUGGAACACAUCGAGUACAACCACUUGGCCCCGGCUGAAUGGCACCAGGGCGACGGGUUUGCCAAUAGCGGCUGCCUGGGUCCGCCGGCACUCAGGAUAGGAGCCAGAGCAGAGGAUGGCGGCCCGGGCCAUCUCGCCACGGUACACCUGCCACGGUAUCUACUCGACGAAGAGGGCAACCAAGUGACACCGCUAUUGCAAGACCCGCUGCUGGAGCCGGCGGCGUUAUCGCGGUCUAGGGCAGAGACGAUGCGGCGGCUGCAGGAUGCGUAUCGACAAAUCCGGCGACAGCGGGGCCCAUAG